This is a messenger RNA of Ixodes scapularis (black-legged tick), 4597 nucleotides long. It is a transcript of the gene GluClalpha, whose product is annotated as glutamate-gated chloride channel. The record is from RefSeq and is a predicted model, not a curated record. Gene Ontology annotation, biological process: chloride transmembrane transport; chemical synaptic transmission; nervous system process. The coding region runs from base 1 to 1455 and encodes 484 amino acids. NCBI's taxonomy places the organism in Eukaryota, Metazoa, Arthropoda, Arachnida, Ixodida, Ixodidae. The transcript has 9 exons. Gene Ontology annotation, cellular component: synapse; membrane; neuron projection. Gene Ontology annotation, molecular function: transmembrane signaling receptor activity; neurotransmitter receptor activity; chloride channel activity.
AUGAGCGUGCAUCCAUGGCGCUUUUGUGUCUCAGUGGUGGCUCUUGCGUUUUUCUUGUUGAUUCUUCUGUCGUGUCCACCGGUAUGGGCCCAAACGGUCCCGUCACCGCCGACCCGUGGCCAGGCGCAAGCCCCGGUCGCGGCCGCGAUGCUCCUGAGGAAACAGCAAACGACCCACUACCAGGAUAAAGAGGGCAAGGCAAAUUUCCGCGCGAUAGAAAAGCGGAUUUUGGACAGUAUCAUUGGCCAGGGUCGUUAUGACUGCAGAAUACGGCCCAUGGGGAUCAACAACACAGAUGGUCCGUGUGUUGUCAGGAUCAACAUCUAUCUCCGCAGUAUUAGCAAGAUAGACGAUUUGAGCAUGGAGUACACAGUGCAAAUGACGUUCAGAGAACAGUGGCGGGAUGAGCGACUCCAAUACGACGAUCUGGGUGGUCAGGUCCGAUACCUGACGCUCACAGAACCUGACAAGCUUUGGAAACCCGACUUGUUCUUCUCCAACGAGAAGGAGGGCCACUUUCACAACAUCAUCAUGCCAAAUGUUCUGCUACGGAUCCACCCCAACGGGGAUGUCCUCUUCAGCAUCAGAAUAUCGCUGGUGCUAUCAUGUCCAAUGAACCUAAAAUUUUAUCCUUUGGAUAAGCAAAUCUGCUCCAUCCUCAUGGUGAGCUAUGGGUAUACGACCGAGGACCUGGUAUUCCUAUGGAAAGAAGGAGAUCCUGUGCAGGUGACCAAGAACCUCCACCUACCACGCUUCACCCUUGAGAGGUUUCAGACUGACUAUUGCACCAGCCGCACGAACACAGGAGAUUACAGCUGCCUGCGCGUGGACCUGGUGUUCAAACGCGAGUUCAGCUACUACCUGAUUCAGAUCUACAUUCCGUGCUGCAUGCUGGUGAUCGUAUCGUGGGUGUCUUUCUGGCUGGACCCAACCUCGAUCCCGGCUCGCGUAUCCCUGGGGGUGACCACCCUGCUGACCAUGGCGACGCAGAUUUCAGGCAUCAAUGCCUCUCUGCCUCCCGUUUCCUACACCAAGGCCAUUGACGUGUGGACCGGCGUCUGUCUGACUUUCGUCUUCGGCGCACUGCUGGAGUUUGCCCUCGUCAAUUAUGCAUCACGGUCAGAGUCACACCGGCAGAACAUGCAGAAGCAAAAAAGGAAAUGGGAGCUGGAGCCCCCUAUGGAAUCGGACCAUCUCGAGGAUGGCACUACCACCUUCGCCAUGAAGCCCCUCGUCCACCAUCACGGAGACAUGCACGCCGACAAACUCCGGCAGUGUGAGGUCCACAUGAAAACACCCAAGACCAACCUAUGUAAAGCCUGGCUUUCCAAGUUUCCCACACGAUCCAAACGCAUCGACGUCGUCUCGCGGAUCUUCUUUCCGCUCAUGUUCGCCCUCUUCAACCUCGUCUACUGGACAACCUAUCUCUUCCGGGAAGACAAGGAAGAUGAGUGACUGAACACGUACGUUACCAGAAAGAGAAACACCCAUCGUCAUCGUCGUCGAACACUUCGCAGCCACCAGGCGCCGCCUCCAGUAGUGGCUGUCAUGGCGGUCCCCGUCGCUGCUUUGUCACUUGUGCUGUGUCACUUGUGUGAGGUGUCCGCGUUCGACUGUUGGCCGACGCACUCGUUCGCACCACGCCUCGCACUUCACCAUUUCUGUUUGUCGUCAGUUGAGUCGCGCCGCCAAUGUUUCGAAACGAAAAGCUGUCCUGGAGGGUGUGGUAAAGCACAGCAACGUGUUUGUCUAUCUUAACGAGCAACUUUCUAAGUCCUCGAAAACGCCGACUGCGAAAAACCAACGCAGGAUUUCAGAAAUGAUAUUCUGAAUGAACUUUCUGCUGUUUGUGUGUGUGCAUGAGCGCUGACAGUUUUGCAAUCUGUACCACCAAAAGCAUAGCGUUCGUUUAUUAGAUUAUAUACAGCAGCAUAUUCCUACACAAAACAUGAUUAUUAUAUAGGCGUAUGGCCCUUUUUUAAUCCUCGAAACUUCGUAGUACGCGCACUAAUUUAUCAAAACUUGUGAAGAUGCACGCUCACGAGAAUAACCCUUUUUUUGUCUUCAUAAUUUUAAGUGAAUACAUUUAUUAAAUAUUUUAUUUUGAUCCCUCGAACACCACUAAAGUUAGGCUGUAAUGUACCUACUCUGUGUACGGGCUUAGCAAAAGCGCAAUCCUAGACAUUAAAAUUUUUAAAACCGCCGAAAUCUUUAUUUUGGCACGCGCGCACCACGUAAACCAGAAAAGAACGAAAUGUACCAUAACAACGUUACUGCGAUUCCUGCUAUAUGCGAAUUUUCCCAAAGUCGUAGCGGUAAAUUUAGAUAGUGACAGCGUCUAGGCAUCCGACAAAGUCUUUAAAGCUUCCAUAUCCUCCCCAUCCUGUGGUUCCAGAAGCCACCUCGCUGUCCCUAGGGUCAUGUGUUUAUACCGUGUGUUUCUAGCAGAAGUGAAUCUUGUCGUAAUCGGUUUGGUUCAUCCUUCACAAUGCUCUAUGGUAGUGCCGUCCCACGCUAAGCUGUCAUGCGAGGCCUAGAGUAUUGCACUAAAACUAUAAAAAGUGCGAAAGUCUAGUUCCGUCUAUAUGACAAAAGUGCACGCUACGACCCCGAACCCUACUGAGAUGUGAACAACCUCUCGUAUUGUGCUGUGAGUUUUUCUAGGGGAGGCAUCAAGGGCGGUUGCACGUUCAGUUGUGUAUGUUGCGUGAGUGCAAGCAAUUGUUUGACUGUCUGCUUUUCUGGUGGCUUAGUCUUUAUUAUGAACGGUUCGUGGACGUUUUUUCCAAGACUGUUCUCAAACUGUGGGCUGCAAUAGCUCUCGCGACACUUCAUUGUGUACCUCUGAGCACUGCCUCAGUUGGGCUGUGACUUUUUUAUGCUGAGAAACGUAGAAGUGAAAUGCGGAUCCUUUUCAACGGUGUCUCUCAUGUUAAUUAGCGAUUCCCGAUGUUUUACAUUAUCUACAAUAGAGGCUGCAACAAAAGCACGGCAGUCAUUUUUACGACCUUAUCUUCAUAUUUGAAACACAGUAAAAUUGCGAAGGCUACCUUUUUCAAUAUUUUUGCUCUACAAAAAGUACGAUUAAAAUAAAAUGGUUUAAUUCGUAAAAAAUGCAUACAAAAAUUAACUAAAUUAAUUUCUACAAUUUUUUUUUAUGUCAGCUCACCUAAUAUAUUUCGUGGUACGCAUUAACAUAUCGACACCGUUUGUAGCGAGGACGAACAGCGUGCAGAGAUAUGAGCACGAAAUCGGUCGGCCGGAAGACAGUGGUGUGACUGGGUCAACAUAGAAAAGAUCAACUUCUUCCACGGUAUCGUUGCGGCGUGACUUACACGACGUGUUUACUUGAAAGUAGUCCCCUUGUUACUCCAUGUUUGUUUGUUUUUUAAGUCGAACGCGCAUACUAACCUGUCGUUCGGUUUGCGUCCAAAGUGUCGGAACGCUUGGCCCCGUCUCCCCCUCCUUUCCUUACGAGGCGUCUCUCAUAUGUCGUGCACGGGAAACAUGGCAAGCCAGCAACCAACCUAAUCAUUCUGGGGCCAAGUUGUACCGCACUUUGAAAAAUCAAGAAGCGUGCAUCUAUGCAUGUAUAUAGCAUGCACGCGCAUGGUAUAUUUGUAUAUAGGUAACGUCGUUCUUGUACGUCUUGUUGGUUUUCGUUUUUCGUGCUCGUCUCUUUGUGAAUAGAUGCUCGGUCACGUGCCCUAACCCAGCCGACGUGAUGGGAGGUCCGUACUAAACUGCAGGGUCCACAGUCACUGUUGUACAUAUGCGUAGCUCAAAAUGCUUAUGCGAGUGUUUGUCACCUGGUUUCAUGUACAUACGUUUCGUGUGCUGUGAUGUUUUUUGACAGCACAUGAGGUGCGUGUGUGAGUGUCACAAGUAUAAUUUUUUGGCGAGGUAGUGUCCACGUUCUGUAUAGUUGUCACCGAUCGUGAUGGAGGAGGUGUCUUUACUCAGGACUGUUCUACUGCAUGGAUAUGACAUCGUGGUGUACUGAUCGAAAUGAGUAUGCUAGCCCGUACUCCGAGAGCCCUCGAUUGUUUCGGCGUAGAAUGCUGCCCUGUGUUUUGACACUACUGAUUGGGGUCAGAGAGGAUGCUCACAUCUCAGUGAAUGGUCUCCUAGAGGAGUAGUAUGAAUCCAAACAAUUUUGUUUCAUUCAUAAAAGCGUCUUUUGUUCCCGCAAACCCGAAGCCAUGUGCUCUGAAGCAAGUGAGUGUCAUUUGUAGGAUAAAACAAGCCAAGGAGAUUGAGGAGCAUGACUGUAAUGAAGAAUCGUAUCCUGUACAGUCUGAUUUUCUCCACUUUUUAGCAUGUACGGACAAAUAAAUACGCAGAUAUUCUGUCGAGGUGACACCACUACUGUUAAUAAAAAAAAAGAAGUGAAAAAAGUGUUUCUGUUAUGUACAUCGCAAGUGAACUACCAUUGUUAUUUCUGGUGAAGGCGCCUGUAAUAUUCUUUCAGAAGAAUUAUAACCCGUAACGUACGUAGAAAUGAUUAUUUUUUAGAUGCAAGAAAAACUGACGUAUAACUAAAACGUACGCUUUAACGAGCGACCCGAAUGCUCAAUGAAGAACGUUUGCUCCUCAA